Molecule: messenger RNA, 913 nt
Organism: Exaiptasia diaphana
Lineage: Eukaryota; Metazoa; Cnidaria; Anthozoa; Actiniaria; Aiptasiidae
Exons: 1
Coding region: 108-677 (189 amino acids)
Source: RefSeq, a predicted model, not a curated record
CCUACAAAAAAAGGACACAACCACAGCCAUACAGGAUAUGCUUAUUGGAUACCGUUCCACACCUCACCCCGCCAUCCGCCACGGGAGUAACUCCAUACGAGGCAUUGAUGAAUCGAAAAGUACGAACGAAACUUGACCAUUACCCAACGAUAGAGCCUCAGCAAAAGCAACGCGAGGAACAAAUCAACGAAAAAGACAAAGAGUACAAGGAAAAGAUAAAGAAAUACAGAGAAAAUAAGAACACUAAAGAACAUAACUACAUCAUCGGAGACUAUGUCUUAGUGAAACAGACAAAGAAAAACAAGUGGACGACAGCAUACGAACCAGCAUUCUAUAUCAUCUACAGAAUAGAAGGAUCUACUAUUUCAGCCAGMAGAAUCAAGGACGGAAGAGAGAUACGCAGAGACUCCAGCCACUUUAAGCAAAUCAAUGAAGUUAUCUCAAGUUCUGAAGACUCAAUGGAAGCAGUGAAAGAUGAAGACUGGAGGGAGAAAAUACUCGGAGAAGCAGAGGAAGAAGCAGACGAUACUCAAGCAGCAUCAGGAGUAACUGAAAAUGUUAACGCAAACCAAGAUCAGGUGCAGAAACCACCGCAAAUCCAUUCACCAGCCAAGCAAGCUGAAGCAAGACCACAGAGGAACAGAAGAAGACCAACCUAUCUAAAAGACUAUGUGUAAACUUGGACUGUCCUCAUGUGAUGGAACAUUGUUGAGUUAUUAUUAUUAUGAGAGUUGUGAUACAUAUUGAUUAUAGAGAUAUAAGUAUUAUUAUGUAUACCAGGAAAAGACAUUUAAUGAUUUUAAGAACUAAUAGAUAUGAACAUUGAUUCUUUUAAAACAAGGGAGAAAUGUAAUAUCCCGGAUGAUUAAGUAAUUAUCUAUGUGCAAUCAUGCGUGUAAUUUCAUUACAUGUG